AUGGCGGAAACAAGCUCAAAAAUCCCUGUGACAGUUUUCACAGGAUUCCUUGGUUCUGGUAAAACAACUAUUAUUAUUUCUUUAUUGAAACGUGUUCCAAAGAGUUACAAAAUUUGUUUGUUAAAAAAUGAAUUUGGUGACAUGAAAGUUGAUAGUGAGCUGGUUCGUGAAAGUAAUAUUGAAGUCCAAGAGAUGUUAAACGGUUGCCUUUGCUGUGUUCUAGUUGGUCAAAUGAAAACAGCUUUAUUGGAACUUAAAGAAAAAUACAAUCCUGAUCGAAUAAUCAUCGAAACAAGUGGUUCGGCAUUCCCAGCACCAAUUGCAUUACAAAUUCGCGAGAUGAAUAAUAAUGGGUUCAUAUUGGACAGCAUUGUAACAGUUAUUGAUUGUGAAAAUUUUAGUGGUUAUGAAGAUACAAGUUAUACAGCUAAGAUGCAAGCUCAAUAUACCGAUGUGAUUUUAUUGAAUAAACAUGAAUUGGUUAACAUUGUAAUAGAUCAUGUCAAUGAUUUGAAUACUGAUACACCUAAGAUCAAAUGCGAAGGAAAAACCGGCGUAUCCAUUGAUUUGAUCUUUGGCCUUGAUACAAAAUUAUUUAAUUCAAUUACAAGUAGCAAUGACAACAACAAGAAGGAAAAAAAUAGUAAAGAUGAUAAUACAAUAUUAAAUUAUAGAGAGUUAAUUGAUGAAAAUCAUCACGAAAAUGAGAUUGAUUUAAUACAAAUAUUUAUUAGUCACGAAGUAAGAGGAAGAGGAGAAGUAAUAGAAGGAGAUGAUGAUAACAAUGAUAAUAAUAUAUUUACCAAGAAGUAUUUCAUUAAUUUUCUUAAAUCUUUAUCAAAAGAUGACGUUUAUCGAUUAAAAGGCUUUGAAUGA
This is a messenger RNA of Entrophospora candida, 876 nucleotides long. The record is from the annotation of a GenBank genome assembly. NCBI's taxonomy places the organism in Eukaryota, Fungi, Glomeromycota, Glomeromycetes, Entrophosporales, Entrophosporaceae.